Messenger RNA from Acipenser ruthenus (sterlet), 2991 nucleotides. Its product is annotated as serine/threonine-protein kinase Chk2-like. Gene Ontology annotation, molecular function: protein binding; protein serine/threonine kinase activity; ATP binding. Gene Ontology annotation, biological process: mitotic DNA damage checkpoint signaling; protein phosphorylation. The record is from RefSeq and is a predicted model, not a curated record. Bases 164 to 1699 code for a protein of 511 amino acids. The transcript is spliced from 15 exons. NCBI's taxonomy places the organism in Eukaryota, Metazoa, Chordata, Actinopteri, Acipenseriformes, Acipenseridae. Gene Ontology annotation, cellular component: cytoplasm; nucleus.
UAUAACGUCACCGUGUCUGUGAUUGAGGAAACACCGAGGUUAGGUGCUUGUCUGUACAUGCUUGCUUGCUUGCAUGCUUCUUUAAUAAGGCGGUUAAUAAAUACAGCAUUUCACUAAUUAGGACUGUCCUGCAGUGUGUAAGGCUACGAGAAUUCCAAGAGCCAUGUCUAAAGAGCCUGGCACCAGUGAGUCUCAGUCCCAGUCCCAGUCACAAUCCCAGUCCCAGCCGCAGUCCCAGGGCAGCUCCAGUUCCUCCUCCAGUAGUACUCAACCCUCAAGCCAGUCGUCCAGCAGCUCAGGGACUCACAGCUCUGUGGACACCGUGCCGACCCAGGAGCUGGCCUCCAUCCCAGAGGAACCCGAGGAGCCUGUGCCACAGCCCUGGGGUCGCCUCUGGGCACUAGCAGAAGGGUUCACAAAUCUUGACUGCGUAAAGGAAAACUACUGGUUUGGAAGGCGAGCAUGUGAUUACACCUUCCAAAAUACAGAUAAAUUAGUAACUUACAGCAAAAGACAUUUUCGAAUAUUCAAGGAGCAGGGGAUUGCUUACAUUGAGGACCACAGCGGCAAUGGGACCUUUAUGAAUGGGCUGCUAAUUGGGAGAGAUAAAAGGUUACCACUGGCCAACAAUGCAGAGCUGGCUCUCUGUUUUCCUCACGACAAAGUUUUUGUGUUUUCUGACCUCACUGUCGAUGAACAAUCCAACCUCCCUAAAGAAUUCAAAGAAAAAUACAUGAUAUCCAGAAAAAUCGGAUCGGGUGUAUGUGGAGAGGUGAAAUUGGCAUUCAAAAGGUCGACUUGCAAGAAAGUCGCAGUGAAAAUUAUCAGCAAAAAAGAUUUCCAGUCAACCAUGAACUUGUCUUCAAAUGCUGAAAGGGAAAUAGAAAUUUUAAAGAAAAUAGAUCACCCCUGCUUAAUAAAGACUGAAGAUUUUUUCCAGUCUGAAGAAAUGUAUUGUAUUGUCUUAGAAUUAAUGGAAGGUGGUGAGCUGUUUGACAGAGUCCGCCAGUCAAAGAAAUUGAAAGAAUCUACAGCCAAGCUGUUUUUCUACCAGAUGCUUCUUGCGGUCCAGUAUCUCCAUGAAAAUGAUAUAAUCCAUAGAGAUCUUAAACCAGAAAAUAUACUGCUAGCAUCCAAUGAAGAAUGCUGCCUUAUAAAGAUCACAGAUUUUAAUCAGUCCAAGAUUUUAGAAGAAAGCUCUCUGAUGAGGUCGUUGUGUGGCACGCCUACGUACCUCGCACCUGAGGUCUUCACAGACGCUACGACAGUGGGUUACAGCCGGGCGGUGGACUGCUGGAGUCUGGGGGUCCUGCUUUUUGUUUGCCUAGGCGGCUAUCCUCCAUUCCACUCUCAGGACACUAAGAUACGGAUUCGGGAUCAGAUCACCAGGGGCUACUACAAAUUCCUUCCUUCAGCCUGGAUGGAUGUUUCUGACCUGGCCAAGGAUGUUGUAAAGAAACUGCUUGUUGUGAAUCCGAAGGAAAGACUUACGAUCGAACAGGCCUUGCAGCACCCAUGGCUGCAGGAUGAGCUGAUGAGAGAGACUGCCAAGACUCUCAUGUAUCCAGAGACGUUAAUGCCGCCACCAACUGCAGUGGAGCAGCCGCAGCCUGGAGCUUCUACGAGCAGAAAGAGGCCAAGGGACGAUGACGAUGACGAUGGGCAGCAAGCCAAGCAGAAGUUGAGUGAAUCGUCUUGAGUUUUAAAACUGUUUAUCAUGGGAUGGAAAUAAGCCCCCCCCCCCCCCUUUCCAUAACACGAAGAGCCAUUCCAGGUCACGCUGCUGACCUUGUGAUUUUGACCUUUUGCACACACAGAAUUCUUCAAGGGUCACCGAUAACGCAAUGUGUUAUCGCAUGCGUCCCUUACAUGUGAAUGCAAAUCUAUAUAAAACCUGCAUCUCCUGUCAGUUUCAGUUACAAUGGGCAAGACAGCCGGUCUGAUAGAGGGCUGGUGGUAGGCAGACUGCUGGCAGGGGCCUCUGUAUCAAAACUGCACAGUGAUGUUGUGUAGGCCGUCCUGGAGAUCAGGCUUUCUUUGCCCUUUCCAAUUUCCCUUAAGGAAUUAAAGAGGAUGCGACUUGACUGUGAUUAUCUAGAUAACCAAAACUGUUUGAUUUGCUUUACAUUUACCCCUGCCCUUCAGCAGCUGAAGAACAUUUAUGUGAAUAUCAAGCACAGCUAGCCGUUUGCUUAGAACUCCCAAAGCAAUCUGAGGAAUCUUUUAAAAGGGGUUGUGUUAAUCACGUAUUAACCUGGGAUGUGUUUAAUUUACUGUGCUAAACUACCCUCGUCUCUCAGGCCUACUGUCAGAUUAUAAAACAAUCCAGUUCUGUGGUUGGUACAGGCUGAGGACGAAUCCAUGUUAAUAAAUGAUUGUAAUAGGAGGGAAUACAAUUCAAAUCUUACGUGCAGAAGGGAGACUUUUUGUUGGACAUUUAGCUUGCAACCUGUGCAGUGUUUCUAAUUAUCCGGACAGGGCUUCAGCAUCAUCUAAAACUGGAUUGAGAAAAGAAACCACACUACACUGAAAGGCUGUCAAUUAGAGACUUUAGUUUUAUUUUCAGUCAACGGGUCUGCAAAUUCAAUAAUCUCACUAGCAAAGUGGUGUUUUGUUUUGAGAUUUUUUAAAGAUGUUUUUUUUUUUCAAACAAAAAUCCCAGAACAUGUGAUUUAAGUGCUGUCUGUCACCAGCCAAACUGGUCUCGCUAUAACCUUCAUGUUUUAACUGUAAUGAGAGUACUCCUAGAUUUAAGAUUGGUAGUUCAGAAACAUGAUUACUUCACUAAUUAUAUUCAUGUCUUACAACUCUUAAACAUUUGAUGGAUUUCUAAAAUAAUUCUGUAAAUGUCAAAUGAUGGUUGUGUAAACUGGUUUGCCCCAGUAGCCCAGGCAGUUGGAAUGUUCUGUAUAUGUUUGUCUGGAUCAUGAUUGUUGUAAUGAUAAUAAACUGUAUAUAAGGUUUUAAAAUAAAGUAUUUGGUGGUGAAAAA